Molecule: messenger RNA, 1339 nt
Organism: Rhagoletis pomonella (apple maggot)
Lineage: Eukaryota; Metazoa; Arthropoda; Insecta; Diptera; Tephritidae
Product: DNA replication licensing factor Mcm2-like
Exons: 1
Coding region: 182-943 (253 amino acids)
Biological process (GO): double-strand break repair via break-induced replication; mitotic DNA replication initiation
Cellular component (GO): nucleus; MCM complex
Molecular function (GO): 3'-5' DNA helicase activity; ATP binding; single-stranded DNA binding
Source: RefSeq, a predicted model, not a curated record
UACGACAAACGGCGCCCAAUUGUGUGAUCAUUACGCGCUCUACUUGCCAAUCGGGCAUAUAGUCGGCCGCCUGGCGUACACGUUCAAAAGCUUUAGCCAGCUGCGGUGACACCACCUUAGAAUCCUGUAUACUUAGUAUUUGGCCGAUUUUCAAUGGUGCACCUUUGUUGAUGAACGUGGUAUGUACACAUACCGGGACCGUAUUCGACGCAUGUGCGAACAGAAUAAAUCUUCAUUUGUUGUAUCCUACACGGAUUUGGCAAAUAAAGAGCAUGUACUUGCGUACUUCCUACCUGAAGCACCUUUUCAAAUGCUAGAAAUCUUCGACAAGGUGGCUAAAGACAUGGUCUUAUCAAUAUUUCCAACAUAUGAACGUGUUACAACAGAAAUUCAUGUUCGUAUAUCAGAAUUGCCUCUUAUAGUAGAGUUACGGACUUUCCGGAAACUCCAUCUGAACCAGCUGGUGCGUACUUUGGGCGUGAUAACAGCUACAACGGGUGUGUUACCUCAACUUUCAGUCAUCAAAUACGAUUGUGUGAAGUGUGGCUACGUUUUGGGGCCCUUUGUACAGUCACAGAAUACAGAAGUUAAACCUGGCUCCUGUCCUGAGUGUCAAAGUGCCGGCCCUUUUUCGAUUAAUAUGGAACAAACAUUAUAUCGGAAUUACCAGAAGAUUAUCUUACAGGAAUCUCCUGGUCGCAUUCCCGCUGGUCGGAUUCCGCGUACUAAGGACGUAAUUCUUUUAGCGGAUCUUUGUGACUUAUGCAAGCCGGGUGAUGAGUUAGAAGUUACUGGUAUUUACACAAACAACUCUGAUGGUUCGCUAAACACUGAGCAAGGGUUUCCGGUUUUCGCCACCGUCAUUAUUGCGAAUCAUAUCGUUGUGAAGGACAGCAAACAAGUAGUACAAUCGCUUACGGACGAAGACAUCCCUACCAUUUAGAAGUUGAGUAAAGAUCCUCGGAUUGCAGAAAGAAUAAUAGCUUCAAUGGCCCCAUCCAUAUAUGGCCACGACUAUAUUAAACGCGCACUUGCGCUGGCUCUAUUCGGUGGAGAGUCUAAAAACCCCGGUGAUAAACACAAAGUUAGAGGCGACAUAAACUUACUUAUAUGCGGCGACCCAGGAACGGCAAAAUCUCAGUUUCUUAAGUACACGGAAAAAUAUCGCCACGUGCAGUUUUCACGACCGGACAAGGGGCCAGUGCUGUAGGCUUGACUGCUUAUGUUCGUCGAAAUCCAAUAUCGCGUGAAUGGACUUUAGAGGCAGGCGCCCUGGUACUGGCGGAUCAAGGUGUAUGUCUUAUUGAUGAGUUUGACAAAAUGAACGAUUAGGAUCGAA